Messenger RNA from Paramuricea clavata, 10462 nucleotides. Lineage: Eukaryota; Metazoa; Cnidaria; Anthozoa; Malacalcyonacea; Plexauridae. The record is from the annotation of a GenBank genome assembly.
AUGAAAAGCAAACUAAAGAUCGUUAGUAGAGGCGAGAUGUGGUUCCAUUGGCUAAUUUUCGGUGUAAUUGUUGGUGAGUUAUCAAUUCGAGGUAAGUUUGAAAACAGGUGUCAUCGUUAUGGAUAUAAAAAUGUUUCCAGAUCGAAAUACAAGCCGAAAUUUCUCGUACGCAUCCUUAAAAUGAACGGCAACUUGAUGUACCUCGCCAGUGCAGAGAUUUGUUUCUGAUAAUAGAAUGCAUGAGACCUAGUUCGUCGACCUUUUCCUGUGCAAAUGUCCUCAAACAAUGAGUUGAGGUCAUUAAUUUAAAUUGAGCGCGUAUAUAGUCAAGCUCUGGAACAAUUACUGCUGCAUUUUUCACUUUUCACUUAUUUUACUGGAGUUGAACAGAACUUUUGACUUGUCCAUGCCAUACAGAUGGAGUGCAGGCCUACUGCCGUAAAUUAUACUCCAUGACGUUCAAACAGAGGCGGGUGAUGAUUGUUUGCAAGACUGUGUUGUUACAAUUCAUUGUAACGCGUUACAAGCUACUCGUUAUAUUUGUUGUAAUUUUGGCAUGUAAACAGAUCGAGACAAGUUUACAAACAUUUUUGAAAAGAAACGAAAAAGCUUAAUCACAAAACAAAGGAACGCAUUCCUUUAUCAGAGAAAAAAUAAUAACCUAUAAACCAGGACGCAACUUCUAUACUUGCCGUAAUCAUUUUACUUGCUCUGGGCAAGCCUUCUAUGCAUGUUAAGGCCCUGUCACACUAUUGCGUAUCGUAUAGUAGCGUAUGCCAGCGUAUGAAAAAUAUCACUCGUACGCCGGUAUACGCUGACAUACGCUAGGGGUACGUUAGGCAUAGGUUGUAUACGUUUCAAGUACGCUGGCAAACGGCGAGGCAGAAAAAUUUUUUUAAACAUGCUCAAAAAUUUUGUGCGUAUCGGACGUAUGCUUUAUACGAUAAGCAUACUCUAGGCACACGCUGAAUACGUUAGAGGUACGCCAAAUGUAUACGAUACUCGUACGCUGGCAUUUCAAAGGAUUUUUGUGCGUAUGAAAAUUAUUUCAUUAAUUUUCAUACGCUUCUCAUACGUUUCUCUCGUACGCUAUAGUGUGACAGGGCCUUUAUCAAGUAGUGCUCAUUGCUUUAUAUAUAUAGUGCUCUAUUGUAUCAAUGUCGAGGCAGGUGCCUUGCAUGGGACUUAUCGUCUCGUUUGCUCCUCUCCUUUUAGGCAAUCGAGUAAUUUAUGCGGUGUUAUACCUUUAUGGUAUAACUUUCUACUUUUAUGGUGUAAUACUGUGCCUGUGGUCUAAUAAAGUUCUUGACAUAUAAAUUGGGUUCCGGUUCGACGUUUGAAUUAGGCUUAAAUUAUUUCUGUUUUAAAUUUCAUUUUAGGGAAAUCAGAAUUAACCCAAGGUAAAAACUUUAUGUAGUGUGUCAUAGUCAUGUAAUUGUGUAUUAUAUUGUGUUUUAUUAUACUUACCUUAACUUACAUCGCCAUUAUUAUUUUAUUUCAGCUACGUGCGAUAUGGCUCCUUCAGACAAAACAGAUUGUGGUCUUCCCGGAGUUACAAGACAACAAUGUGAAGCGAGUGACUGCUGUUUUGACGAUGCCGUAAGCGGCGUUCCAUGGUGUUUCUUGAAGAGUAAGCAUACCUUCAUUCAACAAAGUUUAUUCUAAACUAUCCACAGUAGCUGUCAUGUACUUAUAAGCUCAUCCAAACUAUAUCCCGCUUGAGUUUAGAAGAGAUAUCAAUGAUUUGAAGCUAGUUUUCCACUUCAAUCGUAUCCGGUACCGAAACGAAGCGUAUUUCUUUGUUUCCUGAGCGGUAGUGUGGAACUAAUGACUUCGAUACAAAAGAAAAUGCUUCGAUACGUUACGAUACGGUUCAAGUGGAAAACAGGCUUUACUCUACCUUUCAAAUAUAGAACUGGUUUAAUACACCCUUUCGAUAAUUACGUCACACAUACUUUUUGGUCUUGGAGCCUUGCUCUCAUUAGUAAAUUACACAAGGUGAUUGGCUCACGAUUCAUGAGAGCGAGGCUCCCAGGCCAUAUGACGUAAUUAUCAAAAGGGUGUAUUACUACUAAUGCGAAUAAUUUUGUACGUUUUUUCGAACCUAAUCCCAUAGUUAAACACCAACACGACUACUCUCUCUGUUUUCCAAGAUAAACUUCAAAACUUAUAGAGCGUUUGCAUUCAUUCCCCAGGGACCAACUCGACAAAAGCCAUGGCGGCCAUGUUGGUGUUCCAGACAAAAGAGUCGAAUUAAAAUUCUUUUGAAUCGGAACACCAAUAUGGCGGCUGUGACGUCAUGUGCAAAAGCUCUAUAUUCAUCUGAACUGCAUACAAGGCCCACUGCUUUGAAAUUCAAUAGUUUAUUGCAUGUUGCGUUGUUAAAUGUUCUAGGAGGUCAGGCUGGGACGAAUGUCUUGUUCCUUUCUCCUAUCACAACUUGUCAUGUAUUCUUAUCGCAUCUUUAGUUUGUUAUGUAAAGUUUCCUUGCAAUCUUGUAAAAUUAUGCAAAUUGUGACGAACAAUUUAACUUGUAACAAGGUUCAAUCAUCUGCUAUCCCAUAUUAAAGUCGUACCGAAACCCACCAAUAGAAGUGACACACCAAGACACCUUCAUUAAUUUUGUAACAAUUCUUUCUAGCUGAACGUAUUUCGAUGAUAGAUUGUGGAUUUGAAUACCCAGGUUCAUGUGUUUAUACGCAAGAAAGAAGUCAUGCUGAUGUAAAAUUUGUAAAAACAAGAGACAAAAGUAAAUCACGACUCUCAUCUUCUUCAGCUGGGAUUACAUCAAGUAGUCAAGGUUAGUCACAAUAUUGUAUUGCCGCUCUUUUUGCAUACAUUACUGAUUAACGAACUUAAGCAAGACAUAAUCUAAUACGCGGAGAUGUGACAAGAAUGCCUUAUUCUCGAUUUCAAGUCACUUAUGAACGCGCGGGUCCCAGCUUCGUUGCGAAUUGCGAACUUGCCAAUUACGUUUCCAAGUUGGCAAGUUCGAAAAUUGGGCGCGAACUUCACAAGGAAGUUCCCAAGUUCAUUUCAAUGUUUGAACUUCAUUUGUAAACAAAUGUUCAUAGUUCAAUUAUAGUUAUAACCAAUUCAAUGAAAUACAAACGUUCGUGGACCACUGGACCAAGAACUUUCCAGUGAAUUGUUAAUGCAGUAAUUUAACUUGAAGUAUGGACAUUUGUUUACAAUAGAAGUUCAAACAUUGAAAUGAACUUGUGAAUUUUUUUGCGAGGUUCACGCCUAAUUUCCGAAGUUGGAAACGUAGGAUUUGGAGCCUGUGCGCUAAAUAGUGACUUGAAAUCGACAAUUUAUACUUUUGUAGUAACAACGGGAAGAACUAUUAACUAUAUGACGUACUGUUGUAAAACGAAGAAAAAACAAAUUGAUACUAUACUUUUUGUUUGUGGAAACACCACGUUAAUAAUUUUCCACAAACAAAAAGUAUUAUAUGUUUUUAUCGCCAUGCAAUCCUACAAAGAACUUAAAUUGAAACUAUUUUAGAGACGAAUACUAUAGAUUAAGCAUUGCUGUACUAGAUUAAACAUUGCUGCAGGAGGUUCGCUAUUUAUUUCCAUGCAAGAGCAGUCAAUUCAGUCAAUUCCCCAGAAAAAUAUAGAACUAAUAAGUAAUAGAGCUAUCCAGUGUAAAUUAAGUAAGUGUAAUUUAGUUUCCUGGCCUGUAGGAAUGGAUUUUAAUGGAGGAACAGUUUAGAAUUGAUAGAUCUAUUCAGUAUAAAUAAAGAUAGUUUAGUUUAGUUUAGUUUAGUUUAGUUUAGUUUAGUUUAGUUUACGUUUCCUCCUGUAGUAACACUGGAACAACUAGGGAUGGAUCUAAUGGACCUCUUGGGAGAACAGUUUAGAAGUGAUAUAGAUCUAUUCACUAUAACUGAAAGAGAGUUUAGACGUUUAGUUUGUGUUUCCUCCUAUACAUGUAAUAAGAACACUGCAGUAAUAAGAAAUGGUCAUUAAUGGACCUUUAGGAAGAACAGUUUAGAAGUGAUAUAGAUCUAUUCAGUUUAGUUUAGGUUUCCUCCUGUAAUAACACUGGAACUACUAAGGAUCUAAUGAACGUCUGGGGAGAACAGUUUAGAAGUGAUAGAGCUCCAUGUAUGCAAUAUAAACUUGGUUAGUAUAUUCGUACUAACACGACAACAUCUGUUCAGGCACAUGGUACAUCUACCUGCAAUGCGGAUCUGGUACAGACAAUGAAUAUGCAUCCCUCUUAAGUCCUGAAGAACAACCAAUGUUUAAGAAAUGUCUACAGUUCUCCUACAACAUGCAUGGUCCGGACGUGUUUAUAUUGAAAGUGUUCAUAAAGACAGCCGUUGGGUGGGACGACGCCAUUUGGAGACAAAACUCAAACCAAGGACCAAACUGGAAAACAGCCACCGUUCCAAUAACGUCCUUUCAGCCUUUUCAGGUUAGAUUUAACAAAUAUAAAACAUUUUCCGUGUUGAUAUACAGUUUUAGUAUUUUUGCACAAGUGAACAUAACAAACCCUACAAGGUGAUUGGUCAAAUUUGACGUAUUAAUCUGUUAUAUUCACCUACAGGUGAAUAUAACAAAAUCGAAAUUUUCAAAAUGGCGGCUAGCCGUUUUGUUGAAGUUAGUGAUAAGAAAUAAGCGAAAUUAAAAUGAAUUCAGACCAGAAAAACACAAAAAAAACUUGUGCAAAAAUACUAAAACAAUUAUUCGCCUCAGCCCUCAGGCUCGGUGAUUAUCGGGGAAUAUUUACCUCGACUUCGUCUCGGCGAAUAUUCCCCGAUAAUCGAAAAACUCGAUAAUAGAAAAACUCUAUUGUCUCAUUUGAAAGAACGUUUAAAAUUAUCUAUCAAAUCUUGUUGCACAUUUGGACUGAAAACAAUGAGCUAGCCGCCAUCUUGGAUUAAUUCUUCACCUUAUAUAUUAACUGUUAUUUUGAUGACGUCAGGAGUGGGAUAGCCUCAUAAAAUUACUUCUACUUUACUGAUUUUAUAAACUGAUGACUUGAGUAGCGAUACGAUCUGUUAGAAAUAGCUGGGAAAAUGGUAUAAAAACUGUUUACAACCUUCAGAGCUAUUGGACGUCAAUGAGCGCCAUCUUGGCUUCACUUUUCUCACAGGCCGAAUGACUGAAGUUCUUGCUCCAGAUAUAUAUAGAGAUCUCACUAUGGUUGAACAAGACCUAAGCCAAGCCUUGUGCAAUGUAAACUGUGUAUGACUAUACAGGGUGUAUCAAAAAAAGCGCAAUCCUCGACUGAAAUGUAAAUUGCUAAACAAAUAAUAAACGAAAACGUUAAAGUUUACAUUCAUUUUAAAGCGUAGCCAUUCAGCUUUCUAACAGUGGGCUGUUUCUUAAAUUUGACUCAUUGGUUCGUGGGUAAUAAUACUUUACGUUAUUGCGAUUGGAGAUUAAAAAAAUUAAAACAAAAAAAUGUUGCAUUUUAUAAAAUGGAUUGUAACAAUAAGUAUAAUUACGGCUUUUCUUCCACUAUUUUUAACUCAGUUUGAAACUUCAAAUGCGAUAUAAUUUUGGCUUGGGCCAUCUAAGCUGACUGACAUCAACUUGCUAUAAUUUCUGUUUACAUUACAUCGCAAUUCGAUCACAGUCUGGCUCAUGCAGACACCAGAAUGUUUUGACGAUUUUUAGCAUUCGUUUAGGAUUUUCAAACAACCUGGUCUCUUUUAAAAUACUUUUAAUUUGUUCUUACGUGGUUUUCCAGAUGUAGUGACGACAACAUUAAAGUUUAAAGAAGAAAAUUCUAACAUUUAAACCGACUAAACAAUAACAUAGUAAACUUGCAUAAUUAAACAGCAACUAAAAAUGAUAGGUUUACUAAAUCUUUUCCUGUGCCAUUAUUACUAGCAUUGGAGACAAGGAUAAUAGUUUGUUUGAAAGAGAAAAGAGCAGGCUUUGAAGUAAGCCUAAAAGCGUUUAAUUAACUAGAAAUAGUAUUUCGAAAGUUAUUAAGCACAAAAGAUGAAUUGCGUUUAUUUUGAUACACCCUGUAUAGUAUGACUAUAUAUGAUAUUCUCACUGACCCUACUGUUCAUGUUUUAGAUUGUGUUUCAGGCACAUGCGGGCGAUGCUCCUAAUUGUGAUAUAGGUGUUGAUGACAUUAAAAUGAUAGACUGCCCGGAUGCAGGUUAGUUCGUUGACGGAUAUACCUCUAGAACAGUUUAGAUAAAACUCAUGGAGUGUCUUAUACAUUGUUAUAUUAAUUUACAGUAUGUGAGAAAUUAUUAUGUUAAUUUAUGUAGUAAAGAUAUUUUUAUUUUACUUCAUGUAGUACUCAAUGAUUCGGAUACUCACGAGCCGUGGACACAAUGGAAAAAAUGUGAUCAAAGUUGUGGCGCCAAAUAUAGGUCACGUGCAAGAUUUUGGUUUUCACGUGAAACAAAGCAGCCGUACGAUUUCACUUAUCACAUACGAUAUACAACCGCAAGUAACACAUGCCCAGGUAUGUUGCAAUAUGUAUGUAUGUAUGUUGCAAUAUGUAUGUAUGUAUUUCAUUUCCUUUCCAUCCUACAAUAUGCAGCUGUAUGAUUUCACCUCGCUUACAUGCGAGUAGCGCAGGCUGCAUGGGAGUAGCGCAGGCUACAUGCGAGUAGCGCGGGUUACAUGGGAGUAGCGCAGGAUAUAUGGGAGUAGCGCGGGUUACAUGGGAGUGGCGCAGGAUAUAUGGGAGUAGCGCAGGUUACAUGCGAGUAGCGCAGGCUGCAUGCGAGUAGCGCGGGUUACAUGGGAGUAGCGCAGGCUAUAUGGGAGAAGAGUUUUUCCAAUUUGACUCUACCAAUCACCUCCUUUUUUCUCUAUAUACACACGUAAAAACGCACAAGUUGUUACACGUUUGCAAACAAGUUGUUAUAAAUCUGUUCACAAACUGUAGACAAGUUGUAAAAAGUUUGGAACAAGCUGUUAACAACUUGUAACAAGCUUGAUGGCAUUAUCAGACUUGUUACAAGGUUGUUCUGAUACAGUCAUAACAACACGAAUGUUACAAAGUUGAGCAACCUGCUUACAAAUCAAGUUGUAAGCGGGUUGCAUGCGACAGUUUUAUGCAAAAGUUGUGUUAUUGUACUGUAAAUUGGCCUUAAAGUUUUUCAGAUCCAUUAUAAAUAAAGUUUGCUUCGUUUAGGUGCCCUCCUGUGGUAAUACUAGACAAAUACGAGGUGGCCCUUACUGGACCUCUAGCUCUGAAUUGGUGGAGUUAUCGAGUAUAAAUAAAGUUGAUUAAUUGUUUUUUUCCUGUUAAGUUUUUUUCCUGUUACCGGACCUCUAGAGAGAACAGUUUAGAACUAGUAGAGCUAUACAGUCUAAAAAGAAGUAGCCCCAUCCAAAAUUUUUAAUGUUUUCUUCACAGAGGAAAAUCGUUGGUAUUUUGACGAUUUGAAAGAUGGUGAAUUCAACGACGAGUAUGGCAAGGCUUCUGCUACAGUCGUGUCUGGUGCUAUGGAAAGAAACGAUGGAGUCUUAACCGUUAAAACUGGGCAGGAAAGCGUAAAGAUUACAUUUCCAUAUGAUUCUUGCAUUUUUGGCGUUAAAGAGUGCGUAGAUGGCUUCACAUUGUCUUAUUGGAUAAAUUUACAAGACAGUCCAGGUAGUUAGAACUAUCACAUUGCCGAAAUUUGUUUUUCGCUUUGCAUGAAUAACUUCGUCAAAUGGAAAUCGCAUGAACAUUAACUUCGCCUUACCAGGCACCACCCUUUAAAUUGAAUUCAGUCUUUUAGAUUAACGAACUCAACAGUUAACGCACUGAAUCUAAAACGACUUACAUUAUUGCAACCUGUUUUAUUUUUCUGCACAGGUGGUUCGAGUAUUCUAUCCCCGGAUAACAGCACGGGCGUAAGAAUUACACUAGUUGACUCCGUGACCGCAAAUAUAGUUAUGGACAUGAAUGAUAAGCAAUGGAGUAUGAACAUCAGUAUUGCUUCAGACACGUGGACGUACGUCACAAUCACGUGGAGUGCAUGUCAUGGUUUGACUUACUAUGAAAAUGGUCAGGUGAAAGAACACUUGGGAGUUUUUAAAACUAAGCUUGGAGACAGUAGUCCCGAGCCAGUCGGGAAGAAAAGUCUAUUUAUUGGCAAAUCAGAAUCUGCGGAUGGCGCUCUUUUCUCAAUGAUUGAGUUAGUUAUUUGGAACGGAAUGAUAUCACCUGCAGAUAUUAAAGCUCUGUACCUUAAGGGUAUGUUGGAAUUACAUGUAAAUCUAAACUAACUUGAAACUUCUUAGAUAUCUAGUCAGGAUCAUCUCUUAUUGAUCCAGUGUUACUACAGGAGGAAACCUGAAAUAAACCAACUUUAUUUAUAUGGAUAGCUCUAUUAGUUCUAACCCGCUAGAGCUUGUUGGUCCUACCUGAAGAAAAGUGUAACUGAGAACACUUUCCAAUCGGCGAAUAAAUGGAUAUUUCCAAUUUCCAUACCAUGUCUAUGCAAUAAAAUAUUUUCUCCUGUUUAAAUUAAAUUUUUAAUGAUUUAGUUGACCAAACUGAAAGAUUUAUGUUGCUAAAAACUGAUGACGAAAAGAGAUUACAGUGGAAAAAGAGUUAUACAGGGACUCCAUCCAGUGAUACAGGACCAAGCUUCACCUUCCUUCGCACUGAAUUUGGUAGGAAUACUAAAGACUGACUUCAGAAUUAAAUAGCGGUCAGAGGUUUGAAUUGGGGCCAUUGAAAUGAAUAUAACUGUAACGUUACCUUCAGAUAAACUGCCUAUCUUUUCCUUGAAGCCAAAUCUGGACCCCCAAUUAAACACGCGUGUCUGGGGACCAAGACACACGUGUUUUUAUAUCAUGAUUGACUGAUUGCGUGAAAAGACAGGGACUGACCUUCAAGUUUGGUUUCACAUUUCCAGUUGGAGGAAGCAUUCCAGUUCUAUUCAUUUCAAUGAUUGGGAUCAGAGUUAGAAUUCAGGUUGGUUAGUAUUGGGGUUACCCUGGAUCAGGGCGUUUCCUGCUUAGCUUCUGUAGCCUGCACUCAGGCGCGAUUGCAUCCAAGCUUGCCUGUAUGCACCAGAAAACUUCAGCACCCAGGGCUAGAAUUGGAGUUAAAAUUAUUCUGUGAUCACAGUAGGAAUUAAUUUUGCAUGGGUAAAUUCUACGUUUGGAAGGAUUUGUAAGAAACGUUUGUGGGAAACUAACUUAGUAUUUUAACACUAAAUCAGGUCCCUCAAACAUUUCUUACAAAUCCUUCAAAACUUAGAAUUUAUCCAUGCAAAAUUCCUUCUGUGAUCACAGAAAUUUCGAUGGUGUAAACCAGGCUUAAUGCUAACUUAAGCUGUUUCUAAUCAUUAUCCUCCAUAGAUAUGGACAAUGAAGAUCACAAACCGGUCUCGUGUGAGCAAAUCAGGUUGAUGGAUAAAGGUGACGUGGAUGGAUAUUACGUCAUUUUCCCGCAUGGUGCUUGUGGUGAUUCACUGAAAGUGUGGUGUUUUGGUAUGAGUGGUUCGUCACCCAGAGAAUAUAUUGACUUAGAUCCUGCAUUAAAUUAUGGUUUAUUGGCAGGGUUAGACGCACCGUGUGAACAGGCGAAUUAUCAAGCCCGUGGGAAGAGCUGGUUUAAUAAGGUUUGAAACUUUUCGCUGUUUUAAACUGUUUUGUCAAUUUGUCCGACUCCCAUUCAAAUUUUUGCAUGCCAUGCCACACUAUACCAUACCAUACCAUACCAUACCAUACCAUACCAUACCAUACCAUACCAUACCAUACCAUACUAUAUCAUACCACACCAUACCAUACCAUACCAUAUCAUACCAUACCAUACCAUACCAUACCAUACCAUACCAUACCAUAUCAUACCAUACCAUACUAUAUCAUACCACACCAUACCAUACCAUACCAUAUAUCACACCAUACCAUAUCCAUACCAUACAGUGCCAUACCAUUUGUCUCAUGAGCAUACCAUACCAUACCAUGCCAUGCCAUUUGCUCUCUGAAACAGUUGUCAUUUGAAGGGAGUUUGGAAAGUUUUGAAAUAAGGAGGGGCAUUGGUAAAAGGAGGAGACAAUUUUAAAAAAAGAGGCGGUAAGACCCCCUUCCGACCAUGAAACAACAUCACCAUGCACAAAUCUUUUGAAUUUAGCUUCAGCAUACUGCAAUGGUGGACUUCAAUAUUUUUUCUCUUCAGACACGAGUGGUCCCGGACAGUAUGAAAGUUGACAUUUCGGACGGUAGUUUUACAACAUUUGUUGAAAAUUCUGUUCCCUACAGCGUUGGCGGCGCCUGUUAUAGUGGCACGUACGAUGCGACGUGCACUCAUUCUGGUUAUUUCAAUAUUAACUUAAAGAAUACCACUGUACGGGUGAAACCAACUGUAAACUGGAAGGGUACAGGUUAUUGGAAUCCGUCGGAUUUUCCGAAAAUGGUGAACUUUAGAAGAUCGCCAGACAGUCGUGAAAUUUCAGCGAAUUGCGGCGGUCAUUGUGGACAUUGUGAACCUGACGGGGAUUUAAUUUUGGAACUGGCUUCGUGUGUCCAGAAGA